This is a messenger RNA of Magallana angulata, 2650 nucleotides long. Its product is annotated as C-C chemokine receptor type 1-like. Lineage: Eukaryota; Metazoa; Mollusca; Bivalvia; Ostreida; Ostreidae. Gene Ontology annotation, molecular function: G protein-coupled receptor activity. Bases 147 to 1382 code for a protein of 411 amino acids. The transcript has 2 exons. Gene Ontology annotation, biological process: G protein-coupled receptor signaling pathway. The record is from RefSeq and is a predicted model, not a curated record. Gene Ontology annotation, cellular component: plasma membrane.
UCCGCCGACUUCCUUCUUCUCCUGUCAGUCAGUGGAUGUUGAACCAAUUUCAGUCAUGAGAGGAGGAUUGAUUUUCCCGGACGUAUAAAUCUGGCCUGUCAUAUCUCCCUGAUCAUUUCUAGCGUGGAGAGUAGCCGACGCAACUGAUGAAUCUGUCCACCCCCACCCGACCGGGCCUUGACAUCCUGUCCCCACACGGCCUCAUCCCGCGGGAUGACCUAAGCCUGCUGAGCAUGCUGCUCAAGGAAUAUUUCUCAAACACAACCAUUGAACCAUGCAAUAGAUCAGAAAAUGGUUCAUAUGACAACUGCCAGACAGUGACGAUGGAGCGGCAGAGUAUACCCACUGCUGGGGAGAAGAUCUUCACCUACAUGACACCUUUCAUUUUUGUUAUUGGAAUUUUCGGAAACAUCCUGUCUUUGCGAGUUUUUGUGACAAAGAACAUGCGGAAACUCUCGGCAAGUUUGUACCUCGCUGCUUUGUCCACCGCCGAUCUGCUGUCGUUGAUCUUUUACGUCCUGAUUGAGUGGAUAAAGCGAUCAAUCUCUCCCGAUCCCAGCGUUCCCGCGGCGCCAUUUUUCGAACAAAAUGGCAUCUGUCAGAUCCUGAUCUACAUGCAGUACAUCUCUCGGUUUCUGUCCUCCUGGAUCAUCGUCUGCUUCACUUUUGAAAGGUACAUCGGAGUCUGUCACACACUGAAAAGAAAAACGUUCUGUGACAUGCACUCCACUAGAAAAAUCGUCACGUCCGUCGUAUGUCUCGCUGUGGUUCUCUGUAUAUACAAGCCCUGCAUGACGGCCUCGGUUGAGGUGGGGCCGUAUAAAAUUAAAGUAUGUUCCACGGACCCCAACCACCAAGACAUGAGCUUUAUACUGGACUGUAUUUUUGUGUUUUGUAUCAUCUUUCUCCCCUUUGUUAUCAUUACCGUCUUGAAUUCCAUGAUAAUUCGUACACUCUAUAUUCGAAACAAGCAUCACAGACAAUGUAAGGUGAUCACUGAGGAGAGCAUAAUUCGCCUGGAGUUCACUGUCAUCCUCAUCGCUAUUUCGUUUUGUUUUAUCGCCCUCAAUACACCGUACACCGCCAUAUGGUGCAAGCAGCAUUUGCUGACGAGGUUUGUCAAGCAGAGGGAUGGCGACCAAUUACUGGUCGCCAAUACGGGGUCCGAGAUGACGUGGAAUAUCAACGUCAUGUUCAUUACCCGAACUAUCUUUUAUAUGAAUUAUUGCGUCAACUUUUUCUUGUACUGUCUUACCGGGGCGUACUUCAGAAAGGAGCUGAGAAUGUUGUUUAUGUACAAAAGCAAAAACUACCAGAAUCAGUACCAUCGUUGUUCUGUCCAAAACACCUCCUCAACUCCGACCCCAAACACGUGUGUCUAACACAGAAUUUACUUCGAACACGUUUAAAUCCCUUCUUUUUGUCACCGAUUGUAGAUUGUGCUUCUCGAAGCUAAAUAUGACUGCACACUGAUUUGUUCUUAAAAUGAUCUGCUUUUUUGUUUGACUUUGUUAUGAGGAAUGUUGUUGUGGUAUUGAUCUCACUAAUAGAUAUAAUCAAACAUAAAACACUGUGAUAAUGUAGACACACGCCAUCGUUACCCACUUGCUGUUAACCACUGACCCCAUUUCUGGUUGUUAAUGACCCCUAUACUUGUCAGUUGCUCUCAUUAAAGCCAGAAUUAAGUAUUAACAAUUCUUUUGCAAUAUCUAUUCAGCCAACUGACCUCCUGAUUUUAUGCCAACUUCCUAUUCUUUCGACGUCCUGAUUUGUUCCUUGCCUCCCUAUUGUAUAUAACGACUUCCUGUUCUAUAGAUACAUGUAUCAUGAUUGGCUAUUUGCCAUCUGACUACUUGUAAAUACCGAAUUGUUGAUGCAUCGAUAUUCUGAUGGGCUACUAAACGCAUGUGUUAAAUAUCCUUUAAUAUGAACAACCGUAACGAUGAUAACUUUAACAAAUUGCUGAAAUAAAUUCUAUAGCAAUAUGAAAUGUCAUCUUCAUUUUAUUGAGAUUUGUAAUUCAAUAUGAUUUAAUAAAAAGAGAGAGAGAUACAAACUCAUGCCAUUCAUAUGCAUCUAUUAAGGGUCUUUAUCAAAGCCCAAUUAUAUUUUUGUCACCUGAACAAAAUUGAUCUUUUAUUCAAUAGUUGUUAUUUCAAAGAAUUUAAAACACUUUUCUUCUUAUAAAAACAAUAACUAGUUUAAGCCUUAUUCAUUAUAAAGUGACAGGUCGUUUCACGAAUUAUUGUAAUCGCUCUUUUUUUUAACAAAUUAGAAAUCUUGUACAAUAAUAUUUUAUCACUUUCCCCUUUCGGAUAUUAUGGCAUAAAAUCGUUAUCUUAGAGAAAGAACCCAUGCUUAUACCCUUGAUUAACCCUGCCUACAUCAACAGUUUUGUAUUCGGUGUCAUAAACUUCCAUAUUUUUGAAUUUUUAUGAUUAAUAUUUGAAUCGAUAUCUUAUACUUUGUAAGUUUGUUUUUAAAUUGCAAAUGGGUCUUUGCUGAGGUGAAGCACAUAUCUAAAUAUCAGUGUAUGAUUGUCAUUUUGUCCUUAACAAGUAACUGUUAUAUUUAUUUCUUAAUUAAUGUUUUGUUGUUUCGCUAAUGUUCAUUGCUAUUUACAAAAAAUCAUGGAAAAUUAAAAAAAUGG